GAGGCAUAACGUCAAAGUUCAUGAUGAACGUCCGAACAUGAGCAUACCAUCUCAGGCUACCGUGACAGAACUCAUUGCUCUGCAGCCAACGUUGACGUUCGUUGACGUUCGUUCAAUACCUCUUCACAAGCGACGUUCUUCGUUUGUAUCGGUGAAGGCAUAUAGAGAAUUGGCGCCAACUUGUCGCUUGAACACGAUGGAAUGUCGUGUGCUCGGCUUUAUCUUCCGAUUUUAUGACCUCAUCGGUUCUACAAAUUUAAAGUGGCGGCCGGGUAGGAACAAAACGCUGCACGCAGUACAAGACUCAGGUCGAGGAGCGUACAUACCGCUAGAGUUCAUCGCGGUACAGCAUCACCGAGCAAGGACGGAUAUACUCGGUUCGUUGAGCCAUGGAGGUACACUUGGAUAAUCUGAAUCGGAGGCUGCGCAUUGUCGUCUUGGUCCCUUAUGCCUAAUCGUGCGAGUCGCGGUGAAUCAGUGACUGGGCCUGUUCAGACACACUAGCGGUUUCAACGCCUAACCACGGUCCUUCCGGAGUAAUGCAGAGGAUGCUAUAUUCCAUCCCUCACAAACUUUGAUCGUGUGGCACAUUCUCUCGUGUAGACACAGCUCCCCGCCUCACCAGCAUGCAGAAACUGUAGAUUCAUUGUCCUCCUCUGAUCGUGGUCGCAAGCCCUGACCAUUCAUACUGUC
Messenger RNA from Somion occarium, 693 nucleotides. NCBI's taxonomy places the organism in Eukaryota, Fungi, Basidiomycota, Agaricomycetes, Polyporales, Cerrenaceae. The record is from the annotation of a GenBank genome assembly.